GUACUAUUAUGUUUGCCAGCAGACUCAGAUAUCUAGCCAGUAGUGUAGCAACCUCUAGCAAAGGCCUUUCUUGAGUUUGCGAGCUUUUUUCCCCUAUAUAUUUUACCUACUACGACCAUGGAUUAUAAUGAUUCGGGUCGAGGGGGAUGGAAGUCCAAGCCUAUCCAGGCUCAGAAAAAAAAGAUGAACAUGAAUAUUCUCCGCCAAGAGAAGCUAAUAGCUCAGAAGAAGAAGGAGAUUGAGGAAAGAAUGGCAGAACAAGCAAAAAUGAAUGUUCAAGUCAUAAACAAACCUCUGCCUUCAAGUUCUCUUCCCAGUAUUUCCCCAAGCCUCCAAGGAGCCUCUUCAAACAAGUUUGCAAAUGAUGGAAGCUUCUUACAACAGUUCAUGAAGAUGCAAAAGGACAAGUCAGAAAAUGGUUCAGCCACAAAUUCCACUACUCCCUCGACCUCACACCCAUCACCAGGAAACGCACAGCAAAAAAAGAGCGUUCUUGUUGGCAAGAGGCCUGGCCUUGGAGUCAGUAGCAUGCUAAGUCAGUUCAAGAACUAUUCACAAACAAAGAAGACUCCUGUCAUCGGCCAGAGGCCCAGUGUGUUUUGUUCUCCAGAUGAUGAGGAUGAGGAAGAAGAGGUCAAUUACUCCAAAUACUUAGAGAUGAAAGUCUCUCCCCCAGAGGAUUCAGACACUAGACUUAUCAUCGACAAGAUGGCCUCCUUUGUGGCGGAGGGAGGAUCUGAGCUGGAGAGGAAAGCCAGGGAGGACUACAAGGACAAUCCUGUUUUCUCAUUUUUAUAUGAUAAGAGCAGCUUGGAGUAUCUCUACUUCAAAAACAGAGUUGCAGUUUUAAGAAAGGAUUUGGCAAAACCUGAGAUUGCGUCGGAUAAUGUCUCCCCCCCAGUGGACGCGGAAACCCUGCAGAUGGCAGAGAAGUUGGCCAGGUUUGUGUCGGAGGGAGGUCCUGAGGUGGAGGCAAUCGCUGCUGAGCACAACCGAGACAAUCCCGCGUGCAGUUUCUUAUACGACCACCAAAGUCCAGCCUACCACUUCUACAAAGAGAAAGUACAGGAGUACCGUGCUGCAGCCUUGCAGAGCUCUUCGCCACCAGCAGCAGCAGAGUCGGGAACACAGCUUUACCAACCGGCCGCACCCUUAUCAGUAGGAAUCCCCCCAUCACUGAACCCCACCUCUUUACUAAAGACUGAAGUGACAGAAGCUCCACCGGUCAAACGGAAAAGAAAGAGUAGAUGGGGAUCAGAGGAUGACAAAGUAGAGCUGCCACUUCCACCCAUUGUUGUCCCUCCAGAGAUUGUUCAAGAUGCAAACACACCCGCUCUCUCUGUAAAUGAGCUCAAAAGUCUCGGUUAUAAAAAGGGGAAGCCUCUUGGUCUGGUAGGAGUAACAGAACUAUCAGAGGACCAGAAGAAACAACUCAAAGAGCAGCAAGAGAUGCAAGAGAUGUACGAAAUUAUCAUAAAGCAUAAGCGUGCAAUGGCAGAGAUGCAAGUAAUGUGGGAAAAGGCCAUGAGAGACCACCAACAUGAAUAUGACAGUGAUGAAGAGGUGGACCAGGAGUCGGGUACCUGGGAGCAUCGUCUACGAAAAAUGGAAAUGGAGAAGACUCGAGAGUGGGCCGAAUCACUGACAGAAAUGGGAAAAGGCAAACACUUUAUUGGAGACUUUUUGCCCCCAGAUGAGCUGGAGAAGUUCAUGGAGACCUUCAAGGCUCUCAAGGAAGGCCGGGAUCCAGACUAUUCAGAGUAUAAGGAGUUUAAGCUGACAGUGGAAAAUCUUGGUUUCCGAAUGCUCAUGAAGAUGGGCUGGAAGGAGGGCGAAGGUCUCGGCAGUGAAGGACAGGGCAUCAAGGCUCCUGUUAACAAGGGAGUCACUGCAGUUGAUGGAGCUGGGUUUGGAGUCGACCGUCCAGCUGAGCUCACAAAACACGAUGACGAAUACGAUGCAUACAGAAAGAGGAUGAUGCUUGCUUAUCGCUUCAGGCCAAAUCCUCUGAAUAAUCCACGAAGACCAUAUUACUGAUGUGGAGGAUUGUGUUGGUGUAUUCUUUGUUUUUAUCAUAAUUUAAAACCGUUUUCUGCACCCACCACAGCUCUGCCCUGCUGUCAAAUGGACACUGCUGCACAUUAGAAAUUUUAAAAUAUUCCUGUGGAGAUGAGUAGAAAAAUAAAUGCAUUCUCUAUUACAUAUGAAGAUAAAUUUGUUCGAAGAAAUCUAGACUGUUUUCCCUGGCUAAUUGAUCACCUUUUUCCCAUGUUUACUUCAAGGUAAUACUGUAAAAACCUAUAAUGUACACUUCAAUUGCACAAGUCCCAAAAUGAUUUUACUCUUUUUGUAUGUUAGCAUCUGUAUCCACUUCAAAGCUUUCUUCAUGUCUUUACAAAUAAAUACAGUACUGUAUUAUUCUGUUAUCAUUUUUACAAUGUGUUAUUUUCCACAAUGUGAUAUUCUUAAUUUUGACCUCUUUUCAUUACAUGUGCACAAAUAAAAAAAAAGAUUUCC
Messenger RNA from Cheilinus undulatus (humphead wrasse), 2517 nucleotides. It is a transcript of the gene sugp1, whose product is annotated as SURP and G patch domain containing 1. Gene Ontology annotation, biological process: RNA processing. Gene Ontology annotation, cellular component: nucleoplasm. The transcript has 14 exons. The record is from RefSeq and is a predicted model, not a curated record. NCBI's taxonomy places the organism in Eukaryota, Metazoa, Chordata, Actinopteri, Labriformes, Labridae. Gene Ontology annotation, molecular function: RNA binding. Bases 118 to 2037 code for a protein of 639 amino acids.